UUCAGUUUAGUUCUCAAUUCAUUGAACCAUGGCAUCGUUUAGUUAUCAACUCCAACACCGACCGAAAAUGGAAUCCGAAAAUAAGAGUUUCCAACUGUGGCGGGACUACAUGAAGCUAGCGGACGCAGUGCGGGAGAUGAAGUUAGGGAACUUCACAUCAGAACCGUCAACCGUUGACGGUCAUCACUCCAGUAUAUGCUCGACCAUGGUGGAAUUUGAACAGUUCCCGUCGCGAGCCUUGCUGUCACCGAUAGCACCGGUGGCGACACCACCUCUACGGCACGAAAAGGAAUCCCUGGAUUCCAAAAUUGUCCCCUUGCGUAAAGACGCUCCUUUACAUCCGAGCAGCAGCGAGGGGCCCACGACUCCUACUGCAGCGUCCAGACCCUCCGUGGGGACCCGGGUCCAGAGGGAGAGAAAGAGGGCGACCCGCUCCAAGAUGCCGGAGGGAGCGCCAUCACCUGAGCGCCAGUCCUGCAGCUUCUGCAAACACAACGGGGAGUCUGAGUCUGUGUUUGGGUCCCACAGUCUAAAGGACCAGGAUGGGGGCGUGGUGUGCCCGUACCUGCGACAGUAUGUCUGUCCUCUCUGCGGGGCCACCGGGGCUCAAGCCCACACCAAGCGCUUCUGUCCCCGGGUGGAAACCACCUACAACUCGGUCUAUGUCAAGUGA
Messenger RNA from Oncorhynchus keta (chum salmon), 673 nucleotides. RefSeq lists its product as uncharacterized. Gene Ontology annotation, molecular function: mRNA binding; zinc ion binding. Gene Ontology annotation, biological process: negative regulation of translation; oogenesis. The transcript has a single exon. The coding region runs from base 29 to 673 and encodes 214 amino acids. NCBI's taxonomy places the organism in Eukaryota, Metazoa, Chordata, Actinopteri, Salmoniformes, Salmonidae. The record is from RefSeq and is a predicted model, not a curated record. Gene Ontology annotation, cellular component: perinuclear region of cytoplasm.